Molecule: messenger RNA, 2227 nt
Organism: Seminavis robusta
Lineage: Eukaryota; Bacillariophyta; Bacillariophyceae; Naviculales; Naviculaceae
Source: the annotation of a GenBank genome assembly
GUCAAGAAAAAGGUUCGACUAGCGAUUAGUGUUGGGGUUUCUGAGUUAGCCGUUAGGAAACCAAAAGUUGGACGAAACCAGAGCAAGAAGCCGUGACAAUGACAAAGAAGGGCGAAGGAGCAGAACCACUUCAACUGUAAUAACCAACAGCAACAGUAUGCCCACCAAAGACCGUGCAACAGCUCGUAGCCAGGUGGCGCAACAAUGGGCGUCUCGACGGCAAGAACGGUCCAGCAUCCACCAACAGCAGCAGUCGAGGUCCUCCAUUACUUCCUCGCAACGUCCUCCUUCCAUCACCCUAGUACCUUCCCUUUGCCAUGCCAUUGGGAAAGCCUGGCAAGAAGCCGUGGCCAACAUUGCCAACGCGUGGAUUCAUACUAAUGACAACAACCAUAACAACAACAAGUUGGAAUCCGAUACUACCGGUACCAAUAAUAAUAAGUUCAAAGGCACCUUUCCAUCUGUUCUACAGAUUUUGCAAGCCAGUGCCUUGCAGGAACAAGUCGAACAAUUCGCCCCAGAAAAUGAAGAAGAGAAAGAAGCACUCCGUGUACUACCAGCGGGAUAUGAUUGGAAUCAAGCCAUUUGGAACAUGGCAGAGUCCCGAAGUCGUGCCUUUUUGCUACUCGAUUUGGCAUCCAUUGUUCCCGUACUCGUCCAGUGGAAGCGACAGCUACCCAGCAGUCCCAAUAAUAAAAUUGCAUUCCUCUACACGGUACAAUACAAUGCCAAUCCUAAAUUGCUGCAAUUGCUAUUACGAAGUCAAGUAGGAUUGGUCUGUACCAACAAGUGGGAUCUCAUCAAGUGUCGACAAGCGGUACAGCAACUCGCCGACAAAAGUAUUAGUUGGAAUGACAAGAAUAGUAAUAUUAUUCAUGACAAUGCCAGUCAAAUUGGAAAACCAGAUGGGUACCUACGGCAGUUGAUACUCGACGACGACGACGGUUGUGGAGUCAAGACUGUUGUGGUGGAUGGGCCACAAGAAGUCACCAGAAUCAUGGCGGCUUUGGAACGAAUGCGAAAACGUCGUCGAAGACAAACAACAACUCAUCCAGAACAACCAUCCGAAACAACAACAAUGAAUGACAAUCAAGACUUGUACUUUCUUCUAAGACUGCCUGAAACUGCUGAGAAGGAAACACAACAAGCUUGGUUGGAUUUGGUAGACACAACGACGCAGCAAAUUGCAAAAGAACAGACCAAAUCAGUCGGAAAAUUGUCCCUGGUGGGAAUCAGUUUGGAUGUUGCAGCCUAUUUGGACCAAACAGGCAUAGAGAACCUUCUGGACCGGGUGGAAGAGGACUAUCUGCAGCAUUUUGCAACGAAAGGGCCUGGAGUGCGCUUGGAUUUGACUGGCGUCACCAUGCCGCCAACAGAAGAGACGCUUGACUUUUGGAAGACUCUGGCGGAACGACCCAAUCUUGCCCACAUUACAGUAGAUGUCAGCCAUGCAUUGGUGUCACCUGCCGGGGCAUUGUGUACUCGUAUCAUUGGUGUCCGCCAAAUCAAACAAGACGACAACAACAACAACGAGUCCAAGAAGAAUGAUGACAAAACAAGCAUUCAGAUGCAUUAUUACAUUGAUGACGGAUGCUAUGGAUCCUUGUAUACCGCGGCGGAGCACAAUGCCAUUUCCAAUCCUUUGCCACUUGGAGUGGAUCAUGGUGACGACGACGAGGAGGACAAAAAUGACAAUGACAGUGCUUCUCUCACAUUCACAUCCACAGUUUGGGGUCCAACCUGCGAUGGAUUGGACCGUGUUUGUCGCGACAUUCCCUUACCCAAGUUGCAUCGUGAUCAAUGGUUGGUCUUCCCCAAUUUGGGAUGUCACAUUGGAGAAGGCUUGGGGACACAAUUCAAUGGAUUCGACCCGCCCGACACGGCCUAUUGCGUGCUUGGCUAUUGGGGUUCCACGAAGCAGUAGUACCGCAGCAGGAAGUGAUUAGAAAUGAGCAUGGCGACAAGAAGGAGCACGUACCUGAGAUUCCAGUGGCCCUCACCGGAGUCCAAUCUCCGGGAAAGGGGGGCGGAAGGCUGGAGCAAAGUCUGAGGUGUUGUCGUUACGAGUACAGUACCGGUACGACUGUACCGGUAGCUCUUUGGCUUCGGCGAAUGCCAAUCAUUUUUAUCCCUUUCCCUAUCUGUCGUGAAUGCAGACGCUCCCAGACAUGGAUUUGCCUCAUUUUUUCGGUCAAAUGCUUCGCUUCCUGUCUCAUAUCUCAUACUU